UAUUCGCGAGACAGUGGAGGCAGUCACGUAGUCGCAGUUCAUCGAGGAGUAUAUAAGCUCCGGAAAUAAAUCUUCUGGCCUGUUGUCUAGUUCUUUGUGUCUAGUUGUGGAGUUGUUGAAUACCGGCGUCCAUCACUCAUUGUUGUACAAAAUGUUGGGUCUAGCUGUGUUGCUGUCCAUGUGCCUCCUGGUGUCCGCUGAUCUCUGUGAGAAUGGAAAGGACGACCACUGCAUGGCCCAGGAUGGUCCCUUCAACCAAGACACCGACUGGUCCAAGGCCCAGAGCAUCUACCAAUUUCACGCCCGUGACAUUCACGGACAGGACGUAUCUCUCGACAAAUAUCGUGGCCACGUCCUUCUCAUCGUGAACGUUGCGAGUGAGUGUGGGCUGACAGACGUAAACUACAAGCAAUUGGUCGAGCUACACCAGAAAUACGGGGACACAAAAGGCCUGAGAAUUCUCGCCUUUCCAUCCAAUCAAUUUGCCAAUCAAGAGCCCGGUACCUCCGACGAGAUUCUCAAAUUCAUUGAAAAGUACAACGUGAAGUUCGAUAUGUUCGAGAAAAUCGACGUCAACGGUGAUAAUGCCCAUCCUCUCUACAAAUGGUUGAAGGAGAAGCAGGAGGGGCUAAUAACCGAUGACAUCAAGUGGAAUUUCACUAAAUUCAUCGUCAAUAAGGAAGGAAAAGCUGUUGAACGUUAUGCACCAACGACGAAGCCCCUCUCCAUCGAGCAGGAUCUUCUCGGGUACUUGAAAUAAUUCAAAUUACACAGAUAAUUGGACUCUGUCUACUAUCCCUCAGUAAUCUUAAUUUCAACUGAGUUACGUACGUCUGUUAUUCGCGAUGUAGACCUUGCUACUUCUUCAUACCUAAUAAAGAUGAUGUAAGACGUUUUAGAGAAGUCUAAGCCAAAAUAAAUUUUGUAUUUCAAAGGACGAUAAAUAAAAACAAUGAUAAUUGUUGAAAGAA
This is a messenger RNA of Diachasmimorpha longicaudata, 971 nucleotides long. RefSeq names its product glutathione peroxidase-like. Gene Ontology annotation, biological process: response to oxidative stress. Gene Ontology annotation, molecular function: glutathione peroxidase activity. Bases 152 to 760 code for a protein of 202 amino acids. The transcript has 2 exons. The record is from RefSeq and is a predicted model, not a curated record. Lineage: Eukaryota; Metazoa; Arthropoda; Insecta; Hymenoptera; Braconidae.